Messenger RNA from Mycena citricolor, 2101 nucleotides. NCBI's taxonomy places the organism in Eukaryota, Fungi, Basidiomycota, Agaricomycetes, Agaricales, Mycenaceae. The record is from the annotation of a GenBank genome assembly.
UACAGAGUAGCAACGACGUAGCUUUUUUAAGUCUGUAGGCGCGUAUACAGUGUCCGCGGCGUGCACAUUCCCCAUCCGAUCGGUGUUGGUAGUGAUUUGACUCCUGCCGUCAAACGAGUCACGCGUGUGACAAGUGUGCAAAGUUGGCCACGACGCUCAUCGUGGGUGCCUGCCGGAGACCGCCUGGAUCUUUACUCGCGCCGCCCGCGUCUCGCCGCCCGCGCCUCGCUUCUCCGGCUUUCCGCACCUGCAGCGACGUUCUCCAGCCGACCCCCAUCUUGCGCGCCAGGCCUCUUUGGGAUUUCGACGCCUCAGGAUAGCUCGCUCUGCGAAAAGAUACCCUCUUUCGCCAAUUUUACCCAGCCACUCAUCGUCACCCUCCGCCCCCGAUGGGAGACCGCGACUCCGAUCCCAUAGCCGUGGACUCCGACUCGGACACCGGUCCGUCCCCGCCCAGCCAGAGCCAAUCCGCGCCGCAUCCCGCGCCCCCGUCGCGCGAGGACAUGGACGUGGAGCCGCCCGCGUCGGAGGGGCACGGAUCCCCUGCCCCCGCUGACUCCGCGUCGGCGGGGGACGCAUCGGACGAUGGACGCAGCCGGUCCGCGCAUCCCCCCGGCGCGUCGCCGUCAGGAUCGGCGUCGGCCCAUGCGGACUCGGCGUGGACGUCGCGCAGAGGCAAGGCGCGCUGCGAUUCGUGCCGCUUGCGAAAUCUCAAGUGCGAUCGGAUACUGCCCACGUGCAAUCAAUGCAGGUGGACACCUGUCACGGAGUGCACGUACACGCCGUUGCCGACCCCCGGCGCAGCGCAUCGAGGCGUCCCGCGUUGCGAUCGAUGUCGCGAAUCGAAUCUCAAGGUCUGUCUAAUUCUCCUUGUGCUUCUGUAUGCCAUCUCAGCAUCUCGGUUCCUUCAUUUCUUUCUUUCGAGUGUGAUCGCGCGGCGCCUGUUUGUCAAUAUUGCCGCGAGAAUGACAUCAGUGAUUGUCGAUACACGCCGAAGAAGCGCACACGAGCCUUGUCCUCCUCCGAUCAGCCCCAGUUCCAAGCAUCGUCCUCGCGACUGCCGUACAACACGCAAGGGCAACACGCUUCGUUCAUGUUCUCGAACAUCUCCGGGCCCAGCUCUGACUCGCAACCUACAUCAUUUGUUUUUCGUGAGCCUCUCAGACAACCAUAUACCGAAGGGCCACCUUUGGCGCUGUUGCCAGCCCCAGUGUCACACACGGCCUAUCCCCACCAGCAGCAGCCCUUCAUCGCGCAUUCUUUCCCUGAUCCAGUGCGCAGUCCCUACAUCCGUCCGUGGGCGCAUCCUUCCUUCGCGCCACUUCCCGGAGCCAUCACGCGUCGCCUGGCGACCAUCAAAUACACCGAAAUGCCUCUCAGGGACGCAUUCGAGGUGGCGCUGCUGCGAUUCGUCGCAAAACUCAUGCCUGAGCUGAAGGAGACAGCGUGUUUCAGCCCCGAAGCCUACGCGACGCUCGCGAACUGCCUCGCCAAGGGCACCGUCGAUCGUCUUUCGCCGCGCAUCCGCAGCUGGGCGACGUGCCACCGCAUUUGCUCGGGGUCGGACAAGCUCAAUCUGCUCCUCGCGCCGCGCGACACGGUUUUCAAGCUGUCGCACGAGGAAACUGUGAAGAAAAUGAGCGAGUGCAGAAUACAGCUGGACGCGCAGGCCGCGGGGAAGAAUAUCCCGGAGCUCGAUCAGGCGGAUCCAGCUGCUGAUUUCGAGCGCAUCCCUGUUGAGCCGCAGAUCUACGACUGUUUGGUGUAUGCACAUCGCGGACAUGCGUCGGCUGUUGCUGUUUUGAUGGAGAUUCGGCGGCUUGGAAUUUCGUCGAUUACUUGGCCCAUGGCUGAAAUAUUCAUUAGUUUGUGUCCGCUAUGUAACGCGGCGGGGAGGAUAGCUGCUGCCAGGGGCUAGGGCAGACAUAAGUAAGUACGAGAUACCACAAUCGAAGUCCGGGAUCAUGGGAUAGAGCUGUAGGCUACAGAGAUCUGGAAAUGUAGAGUAAAAGCACAAUGGAUCAGUUGGAAUCAUGGUGGGAUUGGUCUUUUCCUGCGGCGCAUGGGGCUAACAAAUGCCUAACGAUGGAACGCUGUAACG